Molecule: messenger RNA, 327 nt
Organism: Gymnogyps californianus (California condor)
Lineage: Eukaryota; Metazoa; Chordata; Aves; Accipitriformes; Cathartidae
Gene: PRLH
Product: prolactin releasing hormone
Exons: 2
Coding region: 1-327 (108 amino acids)
Molecular function (GO): hormone activity
Source: RefSeq, a predicted model, not a curated record
AUGUGGCAUCCGAUCUCGUGGACACCACGUGCCCAGUGGUCACCAAAGCACUUAAAGCUGGUCACUGUCUGCGUGCUGGUGCUCUUGAUAUCGCUCAGCUUUGCUUCAGGACAGAGCAGGCCAUUUAAACAUCAGAUAGACAACAGAAGUCCUGAGAUCGAUCCUUUUUGGUACGUGGGCCGUGGCGUUCGCCCCAUCGGUCGGUUUGGGAAGAGGCAGCUGAGAAGCAGCCGUGGCAGCCUGAGGCCUGUGAGCAGACAUCUGGAUUUCAUCUUGAACGCUUUGUGGGAGCAAAAAGUGUUGGACACAGAAGACAAUGACUGGUGA